AGGCAAUAACAGGAAAUGUUUUAUGCGGUGUCGCAACGUCACUGAACUGUCAGUGUAGGUAUUUUGAAAAGAGGGAUGGGACCCUUAUCACAGAGAACACAUUUUUCUUUGUUUUUCCUGUUGAUAAUUAUAAUAGAGGGGCAAUAUCAAUGGGUCCAAGCCCAGCACUGUGUGUGGUAUGGAGAGUGUGGAGAGUCCGCCAAGGUCCAGGGGAAGAAAUACAACUGCAACUACACUGGCCCGCCGAUACCACUCCCACAAGAGGAUGAGGAACUGCUCAAUGAGCUGUGUCCAGGGUAUAACUAUGGGAACCGGAGUCUGUGCUGCGAUGGCCAACAACUCCGCACACUCAAAGGAAGUCUCCAGCUGCCCCUUCAGUUCCUGUCUCGCUGCCCGGCCUGUUUUUACAACCUGAUGAACCUGUUCUGUGAACUGACGUGCAGCCCCCACCAGAGUGAGUUCAUCAAGGCCAUCAAUAUCACCCAGGACACGGACCCAGGCGCAACCAACAAGUCCAACGUGGUGGAAGUGGAGUACUACAUCGCAGAGACAUUCGCUAACGCCAUGUACAACGCGUGUAAGGACGUCCAAGCCCCGUCGAGCAACGUGAAGGCUCUCUCACUGCUGUGCGGCAAGGACGCCAGUGAAUGCACCCCCACCAACUGGAUCCAGUAUAUGUUUGACACCAGCAAUGGCCAGAGCCCCUUCUCCAUCGACCCCAUCUUCUCAGAUGUGCCCGUGUCCAACAUGACGCCCAUGAACAACGCCACGUUCGACUGCGCCCAGGUCCUGGACGACGGCUCGGGUCCCUGCGCCUGCCAGGACUGCAGCGCCGUCUGUGGCCCCACGCCCGUCCCCCCCUCCCUCCCCCCGCCCUGGACCAUCCUGGGCAUGGACGCCAUGGUGGUCAUCAUGUGGGUCUCCUACAUGGCCUUCCUCCUGCUCUUUGCCGGGGCGGCGGUCGGCGCCUGGGGCUACAGGAAAAGGACAGUCCUGUCAGAGUAUGGGCCCAUAUUGGACAGCAACAACCCUCUCUCCCUGAACAACGAAAGCAUAGACCAAGUCGACGCGUCGUGCGGCGAGACGCUGGGCGAGCGCUUUGAGAACGCGCUGCGCCUCCUCUUCGCCCGCUGGGGCUCCUUCUGCGUGCGGCAGCCCCUCCUGGUGGUGCUGAGCAGCCUGGUCCUAGUGUCCGCCUGCUCGGGGGGCCUGGCCUUCAUGCGCAUCACCACGGACCCCGUGGAGCUGUGGUCCUCUCCCAGCAGCCAGGCACGCCAGGAGAAGGAGUACUUCGACAGCCACUUUGGCCCUUUCUUCCGGGCAGAGCAGAUCAUCGUCACCACCGGCGUCAACGCCACCUUUCUGUACGAGCCCUACUACCCGGGGUUGGCUGUCCCCUUCCAAUCCAUCCUGGAUAUUAAUAUCCUCCACCAGGUGUUGGACCUGCAGCUGGCCAUCGAAGGGCUGGUGGCGUACUACGAGGAGGAGAAGGUGACGCUGAAGGACAUCUGCCUGGCCCCCCUGGCCCCCUACAACAACAACUGCACCAUCCUCAGCGUCCUCAAUUACUUCCAGAACAGUCACACGCAGCUGGACCGCCUCAUCACUGAUGGCUUCUGGACCAUAGCUGACUUCCACACCCACUUCCUCUACUGUGUCAGUGCUCCAGCCUCCCUGAACGACACCAGUGCCCUCCACGACCCCUGCAUGGGCACCUUCGGAGGGCCCAUCUUCCCCUGGCUGGCGCUAGGGGGCUAUGACGCCACCAACUACAACAACGCCACAGCUCUAGUCAUCACGCUUCCUGUCAACAACUACCACAACGACACCGUCCGGCUAGGCAAAGCCCUGGCCUGGGAGAAAGAGUUCAUCUCCUUCCUGAAGAGGUACGACAACCCCAACCUGACGCUCGCCUUCAACGCCGAGAGGAGCAUCGAGGACGAGAUCGACCGCGAGAGCGAGAGCGACCUCAGCACGGUGGCGGUCAGCUACGUCAUCAUGUUUGUCUACAUCUCCUUGGCCCUGGGACACAUCCACAGCCUGAGGAGACUGCUGGUGGACUCGAAGGUGUCCCUGGGCGUGGCGGGCAUCCUGAUCGUGCUGAGCUCCGUGGCGUGCUCGCUGGGCCUCUUCAGCUACGCCGGCGUGCCCCUCACCCUCAUCGUCAUCGAGGUCAUCCCCUUCCUGGUGCUGGCCGUGGGGGUGGACAACAUCUUCAUCGUCGUGCAGACCUACCAGAGGGACGAGAGGAUGCCCCAGGAGGAGCUGGACCAGCAGAUCGGCCGUAUCCUUGGAGACGUGGCUCCCAGCAUGCUUCUCUCUUCCUUCUCCGAGACGGUGGCCUUCUUCCUGGGAGCCCUGUCCACCAUGCCGGCGGUGAGGACCUUCUCCCUGUUCGCCGGCCUGGCCGUCUUCAUCGACUUCCUGCUCCAGAUCAGCUGCUUCGUCAGCCUGCUGGGCCUGGACGCCAGGAGGCAGGCGGGGAACCGUCUGGACAUCCUGUGCUGCGUGAAGCUUCCGGAAGGACAGGAGGAGAAGACCGACGGAUUCCUCUACCGCUUCUUCAAGAAGGUCUACGCCCCCUUCCUCAUGAAGGAGUGGGUCAGGCCUAUUGUGGUUGCAGUGUUUGUGGGCAUGCUCUCCUUCAGUGUUGCUGUCAUCAACAAGGUGGAGAUCGGCCUGGACCAGAAACUCUCCAUGCCUGAUGACUCGUACGUGCUGCAGUACUUUAAGAACAUGAGUGAGUACCUGCACACGGGCCCUCCUGUGUACUUUGUGGUGGAGGAGGGCCACGACUACAUGAGCCUGGCCGGCCAGAACGCCGUGUGUGGAGGGGUGGGCUGCAACAAUGACUCCCUGGUCCAGCAGGUCUACACCGCCUCGCUCAUCAGCAACUACACGACCAUUGGUUUCAACCCGUCCUCGUGGCUGGAUGACUACUUUGACUGGGUCAAGCCCCAGUCUACCUGCUGCAGAUAUUUCAACUCCUCGGGGGCCUUCUGCAAUGCCUCAGUGGCGGAUCCGUCGUGUGUGCACUGCCGCCCCAUGACUCCCGCUGGGAAGAUGAGGCCCACUGGAGGAGACUUCAUGAGGUUCCUCCCCAUGUUCCUGUCAGACAACCCCAACGUCAAGUGUGGAAAAGGAGGCCACGCAGCUUACAGCACGGCGUUGGACCUACUGGGGAACGAGUCUGUGGGGGCGACUUACUUCAUGACCUACCACACCAUCCUGAAGGACUCCCCAGACUUCAUAGAUGCCUUGAAGAUGGCUCGGGAUCUGGCCCAGAACAUCACCACGUCCAUGGGCCACAAGGUCUUCCCCUACAGCGUGUUCUACGUGUUCUACGAGCAGUACCUGACCAUCGCCUACGACACGGCGCUCAACCUGGGCGUGUCGCUGGGGGCCAUCUUCGUGGUGUCGGCCGUGCUGCUGGGCUUGGAGCUGUGGUCGGCCGCGCUGGUCAGCCUCACCAUCGCCAUGAUCCUGGUCAACAUGUUUGGGGUCAUGUGGCUGUGGAGCAUCAGCCUGAACGCCGUGUCACUCGUCAACCUGGUUAUGACUGUGGGGAUCUCGGUGGAGUUCUGCAGCCACAUCGUGCGAGCCUUCUCCGUCAGCGUGAGGACCAGCCGGGUGGAGCGGGCUGAGGAGGCGCUGGCCAACAUGGGCAGCUCGGUGUUCAGUGGGAUCACCUUGACCAAGUUUGGGGGCAUCCUGAUCCUGGCCCUGUCCAAGUCCCAGAUCUUCCAGAUCUUCUACUUCCGCAUGUACCUGGCCAUGGUGCUGCUGGGAGCCACCCAUGGCCUCAUCUUCCUCCCCGUCCUGCUCAGCUACGCAGGCCCCUCAGUGAACAAGGCCAAGGUUUUCGCCGCCAGCCAGCGCUUUGCCGGGACGGAGCGUGAGCGCCUGCUCAACUUCUAGAGGCUUGGAGUCUGGUGCAAGCAGGACUGUUGAUGAACCAGCAGGACUGUUGAUGAACCAGCAGGACUGUUGAUGAACCAGUGCACAGGGAGUGACAAGCCGUCUCUGUAAUUACUGACACACUCACCACUGCUGUGCAGGGACGCUACUCAGGAACACAGCAGGCUGCGCCAAAGGCCUUGUCCAACCCUUCCUCCUAGAAAUAUACAAAUAUUCGUGUUUUUUUGUGUUGGAUUCUUCUUUUUUACUGCCUUGCAGGGCCAUUCUGUCAGUGUGUAAUUCAGGAGCUCCCCCUAGGGGACAGUGUGAGUAUUGCAUAGCUUUCCCCUAGCAACACAGGAAGUGAUGUGCUUAUGGAGUGUAGGAGAACAUCAUUCAGAACCCCCGGCUACACACGUGGCCUGUCAGUUCUAUAUGCUAUUAGUUGUUUUGUGUUGGGAUUCUUAUAAGGGUAACCAUUUAAAAAAAGUUAAUGUUUGUCUUUGUAUUGCAUUAACUGGAAUGUGUAGAGAUGAUGAUAUAUGCAAAGGAUUCUCCUUCCUCAAAAUGACACUUUUUGUACAACAAUUUGAUAUUCUAAAAUAAUCAGUGAUGUAUACAAAGUACUGAAGACACUGUAAUAUAACUAAUAUUCAGCAAAUAAUGUUAAAGACAAUGAGCUUUGGGGGGGGGGGGGAGUAAUUAACAGUUACUGAAGUGAGCAUUUCACUGAUAGUAUUACGACAGCUUUAUGUGAAGAGAUUAUUGUGUGACAAUGUAACCCAGAGCUCAUUUGUAUGACCUGAGGAGUCUAGGGGCAGCAGCAUUCCUAUUGUUGCAUACUUUACACUUGACUUGAGUUUAUUCAUUGUGCAGUCAUGAAUUUGGUUACAAAUGAUGAACAAAUAUCUGUGGGACCUCAAUGUUACUUUGUACUAAGGUUGAGCCUAGUUUAUGAAGUCAUAGUUACAUGACUCUUGAUGAAACUAAUACGUAAAGCUUUGUUGACAUUUCUGUGCAUUGAAGCUACAUAGAAGCACAAUGUUGUGAAGUAGAAAACCAAGCCUUAGAAAAACGUUGGAUCAUUUUAACAUGUGGAACUUUGUGAGAAAACGGCUAACCUCUGGGCCACGUCGAGAGGUUUUUUCUUGUGACGUUUGAAAUAAAUCACCACUACUAAUG
Molecule: messenger RNA, 5079 nt
Organism: Hypomesus transpacificus
Lineage: Eukaryota; Metazoa; Chordata; Actinopteri; Osmeriformes; Osmeridae
Gene: npc1
Product: Niemann-Pick disease, type C1
Cellular component (GO): membrane
Molecular function (GO): lipid carrier activity
Source: RefSeq, a predicted model, not a curated record